Messenger RNA from Rhagoletis pomonella (apple maggot), 14862 nucleotides. Its product is annotated as nesprin-1-like. The transcript is spliced from 7 exons. Bases 1 to 14862 code for a protein of 4953 amino acids. Gene Ontology annotation, biological process: nuclear migration. NCBI's taxonomy places the organism in Eukaryota, Metazoa, Arthropoda, Insecta, Diptera, Tephritidae. Gene Ontology annotation, cellular component: nuclear outer membrane; meiotic nuclear membrane microtubule tethering complex; cytoplasm. The record is from RefSeq and is a predicted model, not a curated record. Gene Ontology annotation, molecular function: actin filament binding.
AUGAGUCCCAGCAAUAUUAGCUAUCUCAUCAAGGAGGAUGGUGAUUGGACAACUAGCAGCGAAGAAACUCUAGAGCUUCUUGUACAGACGCACUUUCCGGGUUGCCUCCACAGUAGAGUCACAAAUACCCGAAUCAUAGGCAACCAUGAUGACAUUCCAGCGAAUAUCAUAACCGAGGAGAACAUAAAGCAUGCUAUUAGCAGCUUCCAACCGUUUAAAUCUCCGGGACCAGACGGCAUUAUUCCCGCUGACCUACAGCAUACAGCAGGAAUGAUUGCACCCAUACUCGUACCAGUCUUUGAAGCAGUGUUACGAAUGAAUUAUAUACCCCACAAAUGGGAGGAGCUCAGGGAACUUGUGAGAAUCUGCCAGGAAGCAGAUAACAAACGGGAGGACAUGAAAUGGCUGGUGAAAACGCUAGACUCCUUACUUAGCUACGCCAGUGAAGAUGAGGCAAAUCUCGAACAGAAGAAACUCGAAGACCUAAUUGCUCGCUACAAGAACCUCAUACCAACCAUCGAGAUAACAAUGGUGAAGACGGAGGUGUUCUCCAAGUGCUACACGUAUCGCCGCGAGGUGCACGAGGUUGUCUGUCUGCUUAGCAAAGUUAAGGAGCAAGCCACCAAUAUACCACCACCAGAGAGCCUUGAACGCGUCAACAAAUUGAUUGAAGAGCAACAAUACGCCAUUAGUCAGCUUGACCAUCAACGUCCACACAUAAUGUCGAUGUUGCAGCGUGGACGUGACUUGAGCAAGGAUGUGCACGCGCCUUCGUUCGUCAAUAUAGAGGUGAAGAAUUUGGAGAGCGGCUGGAAUGAGGCAUAUACCGAAACCGCCGACAAGCUGCAGUCGCUCAAGGGCACCCAGGCUGUGUGGAAUGACUUUGUCGAUCAGAAGAGUGACAUCUUCUCCAUGUUGCAGACAGCAGAGACCGAAUUGCGUGCGCUGACACCACUUCAAACCGAUCCGAAAAAUGUGAGUCAAGAUUUGCAAGCGAAACGUGAGCUGAAUGUGCAACUGCAGCAAGCCUCACAUCAAUUGCUACCCAAAUUGCAUCAUCUGAAGGCUGAGCUGGCGCCAUUGGCCGCUGCCGAUAAGCGCCCCAUAUUGGAGAAGGAGGUAACUGAGGUCGAGAAGAUGUUCUUCAAUACCAUGGAACAUGUGAAGGAUCGUGUCGGUUAUUUGGAGGACUACAGCGCCAAGUGGAACAACUACAAAUCGCGGCUAUCUGAAUUGCACGAAUGGGCUAACCGUGUGGCGCCUAAGAGUAUUGAGGCUUUGCAGUCUGAAGAUCUGACACCAGAAGAGCGUGUAGUGAAGGUGAACGCAUUUAAGGGUGUGCUUGGUGAACGCAUGAAACAGCUAGACAUAUUGGCGUCGGAUGCAGCCGAGCUGGCAACCAAGGAGGGCAACAUAGCCGAGGCUAAACGGCUGAAGGGCGAAAUCACCAAGCUGCAAGAAGUGCUGAGCGCAAUCAAUCGCAAUGUCGAUCAUCAAGCAAAGGCUGUGAAGGAGGAUCUGGUGAACUGGCAACAGUACCAAACUGGUUUGCAGCAAACCAAACCGAUAGUUGAGGAGUGUGAAAUCAAGGUAAAUACCAUAGUUCCUAAGCCCCUUACACUUGAAGAAGCCGUUGCAUUGCAACAAAACGCCAAACAAUUCGAAACACAAUGCCUCGAGCAGUUAGACAGGCUCCAAGGCAUUUCAAACAUUAGUCAUAAAAUGCUGUGCAAAACCAAUGCCCCUGACGAAUUAGAUGCCAUGCAUUCCCGCUGGACAUCGGUUCAUGAAAAUGCCAAGCAAGCCAGUGGUAAGCUGGAAAAAUUGGUAGCCAAUUGGAAAUCGUUCGAUGCCGACGCAUCGAAACUCGAAGAUUGGGUCAACAAAGGCGAGCAGGCGCUGGGAAAACGCUCGGCUGUGCUGAACACCCCGCAUGUCGAUAAGCUCGAAAAGGAGCUUGUCAAACUCAAGUCAUUCAACAACGAAAUUUCGGAGCAGCAAGCAAAGCUCGUCGCACUCGGUCAGUCGGCCGAUCAGAUAAGCUUGCAUUUGGCGCCAGAGGUCGCUGUUGCGCUUAAGGAACGCGUGAAUGGCAUGAAAGCCAAGCUGCAGAAGUUGUCCGAGGCGACACGCGCCAACAUCAACGAAGUGUCCGAUGCAAUUAUAGCGCGCCAAGAUUUCAAUGCCAAAAUGGUGAACUUCUCCAACUGGAUGGAUCAGCUGCGCAACCAAGUGGCGCAAGUCGAAGAGAUUAACCCAGAACGUGUGGAGACAAGCUUGCACGUCAUACAUGCUUUGAUGCAAGAACAUGCUGAUAAGAAGCCCAGCUUCAAUGCAAUUUACGAUGAAGUUAAACAACUCUCGCUUUCCGCACCAGCCGAGGAGGCAAAGACGCUAUAUGACGCCUACACCUCGCUGGUUAUUAACUAUCAGAAUCUUGAAACCAAUUUGCAACAAAAGAAGAAUGCGCUCGAGAAGUGGACAGAGAUAUUGGGCUGGAAAAAUGAGACCGAAAGUCAUUUGAAUUACUUGAAACAUCAGCUGGAGAAGCCCGAAGGCCCGAAGCCCGUGGAGCUUAACAAGAUCAUCAACGAGAUCGACACGAUAGGCAGUUCGGUCAGCUACUGGAAAGCGCAAGCCAAGGAAAUCGAUGAAAACCCAGCCAUACAACUGCGUGACGCUUUGUCGCGCAAGCCGCUGAUUGCUACACAGAUUGUCAAUGAUGUUGAAAACAAGUUGGACAAUUUGAGGUUACGUUCGCAGGCACAAAAACAACAGGCCGAACAGAUGAAUGUACGCAAAGAGAAAUUCCAAACGCUUGGCCAAAACUUCGGUCAGGCGCUGAUCGAUAAUCGCGCCAAAUUGCAUAGCAUACUGCAACAGAAGCCCGGUUUGCAUAAUAUUGAUCAAAUUAUAGCCGACUUGGUGGCACUCAACGAAGUUAUCAAGGGACAGGCCGAACUGAAGAAUCGUUUGCAUGAUGAGGGUUCCUUACUGAUGCGUGAAGAUAUCGGCAGUAUGCCGGCCAUCCAAGAAAGUCUCUUGUUCUUCGACAAAGACUAUGACACGCUGCAAAACGAGAUUGCUGAGCGCAUACAGAAGUAUAAUUUGAUCAGCCAGGCGCUGCGCGAGUACGCCGACACCAAGGAUAAAUUUGAGAAGGAACUCAAGAAGGCUGAGGAUCUUUUCAAUGCCAUACCACAGCAACCACGCGAUGAAGUCAAGUUGCAACAAGCCGCCGAAAAGACACGCAAGACAAUGGAGCAAGUACGCAAGUCCAAGGCGAAUCUGGACGACCUCGAACGUCGCGGCAAUAAUGUGGCGAAGUUAUUUGAUGCCAUCGGUGAAGUUGUGCCACAAGAAAUUGCUAACGGUGUGAAGGCAGCCAAGCAGCAAUGGCAAGAUUUGCACGACAAUACGGCAAAUAAUGCGCAUAUGUAUGAAACAGAGGCUGUCAUCCGGUCACAAAUCGAAGACGCUAAGAAGGAGCUACUACCCUGGCUGACUGAGACCAAUCAAGGUCUCUGUGAUGCUGCCGAUAAUUCAAUCGAAAUUGAGUUCGGUCCUAUGCGUUUGACAAAGUUCCGCACCGAACUGCCCUCUUAUCAGGUAUUGAAAAAUACCAUCGCGGAGAAGAGUCGCGAGCUUGUAAACGUCAAUAGUGGUGUUGAAAUUCCAGCGCUUACUGAGCUGAACAAGCUGCUGACGGCGCAAUUCCAGGAGGUCGAUUUGAAUGCUGCGCGUCUAGAAGCAGUCACUUCCACCUUCAAUGGACAGGAGCAAGACUUGCGCAAGAAGAUCAAGAACGCUGGUGAGCAAGUGAAUAAGCUGCGCGAGCAGCUCAUCAAAUGCGAUGACAUGUCCGGCGAGCCGAGCAAAAUCAUGGAGCGCCUGUUGACGUGCCGCGAGCUGCGCGCCGAACUGGACAACAGCGCAAACGAGAUUGACAAUAUCAAGCAACGCGUCGACGAGAUGCGUGCGCUGUAUCCAACAUUCAGCGAGUCAAUCAUACCCAAGGAAUUGAACAAUGUGCAGAAGCGCUUUGAGGCUGUCGAUGCACAUGCAAAGAAGAUCGAGUCCUCACUGCUGCAAUUCCUCAAGAAAUUCCAUGCCGACAAGGUGGGCAUGCUGAAGCGCAUAAUCGCCACGCAGCGCGAGAAGGUGGCUUGGUGCCAGCCUGAGUCGACAAGUGACAAAUACAAUCUGGACGUUAAGCGUUCUUCACUGCUAGAGGUCAGCAAGGCAAUUGACAAUUGCCACAAGCGUAAUGCGGAAAUUGGCAAAUCCUUAGCGUUGCUGCAAGCCGUCGAAUCACCACAAAAUCUCAAGGAUUUGCAAAACGAUGCAGAGCUGUUGAAUGGUGAAAUGAAGGCGCUUCAGGACAAUUUCGACAAAAUCAAGAAUGUGCUAGAUGAAAAUGUCGAUUUAUGGUCACAAUAUGAGCAAGCGAAUGAAGAGCUCUCCUUGUGGCUGCGCGACAUUGAAGGGCGCAUCAAAGCCGAAACGAGUAAUCAAGUUAGUGUACCAGAGAUCGUGAACAAAUUGCAGGAGCUUGCGCUCUUGCAACAAGACAUAAAAGCGCAUGAGCCGAUAAUGCAGAACUUAGAGAAAACAUCACAGUCGCUGAUGGCAAAGAACCCUGAAGCACGCAUUGGACAGUUUGUGACACAUCUGCUGCAGCGCUACCAAACUGUGGCGAAGAGUUUAGCCAGCUAUAUCGAUAAGGUGCAUAAUGCACAACGCGCCAAUAGCGACUUCGUGACAGCUGCAAAAGAUUUCAACGAAUGGCUCACCGAUGCCAAGAUUGAGUUCCAAGAGUUGGCGCGCAUGGGUUCGCCCGGUUCGUCUUCGGCCACCGCGCACCAAUUGCAAACGGUUAAGAACUACCUGAAGACGUUCGACAAUGGCCAGGUACUGCUUAAUAAUGCCGUUGAUAUUGGUGAAGCGCUAUACCCCGUUGUGACGCCUGAGUAUCGUGAGAAUAUACGCGCCGAGCUACGUGGCAUACGCGAAAACUACGACUACUUGCGUGACGAAGCCAACGCGCUCUUACAACAGAUUGAGGCAGUCUUGAUACAGAAGACAUCCAUCGAGGAGAGUUACACGCAAGUGUUGCACUACCUCAACGAUUCUAAGGCGAAAGUGGCCGCAGCCGAUGAACUCUACCCCACGCUGGCUGCCAAGAAGAGCGCCUUGCAGAACUACAAGACACAGCUGCAAGAGAUUACAUUGCAUAAAAAUGCGCUGAAGCAGCUACACGACAAAGCCGUGACGCUUUGCGACGACGAAUCUGAGCGUAAGACCGAAGAGUCGAUUGAAGAAUACAAUGGCUUGUUCAAGAAAAUCGCCGAACGCAUCAAUGUUGUAGGUGACCAAGUGGUCAAGCAUGAGGCAUACGAUCAGGUGCUGGAGAAGGCACAAGAUUGGCUGAACACCAUUAAGUCAGAGGCCAUAGACAUUUUGAAUGAGACGACAUUUGAGAAGGAAGGCGCUGAAGAAAAGUUGACUGUGGUUGAGAAUCUACUGCAGCACAAACCCGAAGGCGACUCGAUAUUCGACACAUGUCAGCAGCUGCUACAAACCAUGCUGACGCAAACACAUCCAAGCGGACAUCCAGCUUUGUUGCGUAGCUUUGAAGAACCAAAGAAGUCUUGGGAUGAAUUUAUGACGCUGUGUCAAGAUACGCUCGUAAAACUGAAACAGCUUUGCUCGAAAUGGGAUGAGUUUGAAUCUAUUAUCGACGAGAUUGACAACUGGAUGAAAUAUGUUGAGAACGUUGUAAAGAAUCAGAGUCUAAAGAGCACGGCUGGCACAAAGAAAGCGCAUUUGGUACAGCUGCAAAGCAUUGCCAAGGAUAUCGAUCAACGCGCUUUGUCCAUCAACGAUCUACUCGCCCAGGGUCGUGAGAUCGAGGGUGAAACCGAUUUGAACCUGAAAUUAUCGCGCAUCAAUACGCGCUAUCAGACCUUGAAGAACCUCUGCAAGGAGUCCAUUGCGAAGUAUGCCAACUACGCCAAAGACCAUGAAACCUUCGAUGCCGACUAUGAAGUGUUCAAGAAGGACCUACAAGAAUGUAUUGAAAAUCUGGCGCAAAACGUGGAAAUUGUUGGCGACCAAAACAUCUUGCAAGAACAUCAAAGCAAACUGCGCGAAAUGGCUGAUAAACGUAUUAACGACUCAACAGCCUUUGAGGGUUUGAUCGACCGCGGUGAGAAGCUCUACGGACACACCAGUCCCGAUGGACGUGAGAUCAUACGCCACCAGUUGCGUACGCUGCGCACCAUGUGGGACAACUACUCCGAUGAUCUGAAUGCGGCUACGCAAAAGAUCGAUCACUGUCUGCAACAGUUCAACGAUUUCAAUAUCGCCAAGGAUCAGUUGACCAAGUGGCUGAAAGAUGUUGACAAGGCGAUGCAGAGUCACACGGAACCGAAGACUACGCUGCAAGAGAAGCGCGCAAAAUUGCAGAAUCACAAGUUGCUCCAUCAGGAAAUCACGACAUACAACGUUUUGGUGGACAACGUCUGUGACAAGGCGCAGGUACUGAUCGAUCAGAUCAAGGACAAUACGCUGAAUGUCUAUCUGCAGUCCAUCAAGCAGCUGUUCAACAGCAUUGUGCAGAAAUCUGAAGAGAUACUAAACAAUUUAGACAAGUGUGUGGUGGACCAUACAGACCUAAACAACCAAAUUGCAGCCGCAAAGACUUGGAUCUCUGGCGAAAAGGAAAAAUUGUUGGAAUGCGACGACGCGUAUGGCGAAAAGGCUGACAUCAAACGCAAGAUAGGGACGCUCGUGCAGCUGGCUCAGAGUAAACCAAACGCGCAAAAGUUAAUCGCGGAAAUACGCGAACAGUACGAGAAGGUGAAAGCGACAACUUCGGAAAGAGGUAAUGAAAUACUUGAAAAAGAGAUCGAUGAGCUGGAAACUACAGUCAAAAGUCACUUCGAUGAUAUCGAAGGAAUCGAAGGUAAGCAAAAGGAUGUACUACAGCAAUGGAACGACUUCGAGCGAAAACUUGAAGAGCUCACUAAGUGGUGUCGCCAGGCGGAAGGCGUCUUCCGCGAACAGCAACUGAAGUCAACAUUGCACGAGAAGGUGGAACAGUUAGAAAAAUUCAAAAUCCAACGCGAUCUCAUCUUGCAGAAGGAGAAAGAGAUUGACGCAUUCGCUGAUGCUGCGCAUGCGCUCUUGAACAACUGUGGCGCGGAACGUCUCAAGACGCUCACCACACAGAUCACCAACCGCUACCAGCUACUGCAAGUACUGAGCAAAGAGGUCGUCAAUCGCUGGUCGAACUUGGUGGACGAUCAUCAAAUCUAUCAAGACAAGUACAACGAAGUUGAUUUGUGGUUGCAGCUGAUUGAGCAGCAAUUGGACAACGCUUUGAAGAAUGAACCCUCCCAAGCUGCUAACAUCUUGCAAGUUCUACUCUCUGAGCGCGAACAGGCUGAAGCGCUCUUUAGCGCGCUGAAUGCAGCCUGCGAAAAGGCUUUGCCUGAAACCUCCACUGAGGGACGCGAGAAGAUACGCAAAGACUUGCGUGACAUACACGAACGCUGGGAUAAAUUAGACGAAGGCAUACGCAAUCUGCAGAAGCGACAAGAAGCACAAAGUGUGCAGCUAUCGAGUUAUCAGGACAUACUCGGACAGACACUCAACUGGUUGGACCAGGUAGAAAAAGUGUUACAAAAUGAAAAUCCCAGCACUUGGACCAGCGCGCAGGAAAUACGCUCGAAAUUGUACAAGUACAAAGCCACUACGCACGACAUCAAUUCGCACAAACGCAUCAUUGAGGCUGUGAGUGAAAAGGCUGCUGCACUCUUGGAGGGCAGUGCGCCUACAAAUGUCGAUGGAAUCAAGGGCGCCAUUGCUGAUGUAAACAAACGGUAUGAAAAAGUUGCUGCCGAUUGCGCCACACUGCUUGGCCAACUCGAAGAGGCAUUCGAAGUGUAUCAGCAGUUCAGCGAAUUGCAAAAAGCGCAACAAGAUUAUCAAAAGAAUCUGUGGGACCGGCUGACCGGCUACUCAGAUUACUCCGGCAACAAGCCAGCCUUACAAGCGCGCCUAAAUAAGAUAUCCGAAAUACAAGAUGCCUUACCCGAGGGCGUUUCUAAGCUGCGAAACCUCUCCGCGCACAUUGACGAGAAAGCCAAGUUGCUGCCAGCGCGCUCGAAGGAGGCAAUGUCGCGUGACUUAGCCAACUUGCACGCCGACUUCGAUAAGUUUAGCGCUGCGCUAAGCGAUGUGAAGAGUGGCUUAGAAAAUCGCCUGCAACAAUGGAGCGACUACGAAGUCAACUUGGAUCGGCUGAUCAACUGGCUGAGCGAAGCUGAGAAUGCGCUCAAGAACUACAAUCCCAAGUCGACGAUGGAGGAGAAGGAAGAGCAAUUGAAUCGUUUCCAAUCGUUGAUGCAGAAUUUGCGUCAAAACGAAAUUGAGUUUGAAAAAAUGAAAGACGACUCAUCGGAGCUGAUUCAAAGUUCUGGUGAGACCAGAAUCGCCGUUAAUGUACAACAAGUUACUUCACGCUUCCAGUCGAUACAAGCGACCACUAAGGAGAUACUCAAGAAAUGCGAACAAUCUGUGUACGAACAUCAACAAUUCAAUGAGAAGUACAAGCAAUGCGCCAAUUUCUUGGCAAAUGCGCAAGCGAAGUAUGACGACUCCAGCGAUCUCUCGCAGGUGGGCUCGCGCGAUGAUUUGCUUAAAAAGCAAACUGCAAUCCAAGAGCUAUUGGCACAGCAGCCCAAUGCUUUACUGAUGUUGAACAGCACCAUCGAAGCGGGUGAGAAGUGCUAUUCGUCCACUACCACAGAGGGACGUGAAGCCAUACGCGUGCAGCUGGCCGAAUUGCAAGAGGCCUUCGACAAGCUUUACGACAAUGUGACAAUCACCUCCAGAAAGAUACAAGACAAAAUGUCCAAAUGGUCUGGUUUCGACGAAAUUGCCGAGAAAUUGCAGACUUGGUUGGCUGAAGUCGAGAAGACGCUGCCAGCUGAGAUCGAAUUGAAAACCACUUUGGAUGAGAAGCGUGCAAAACUGCAAUCCUACCGCGAUGUGCUCAACGACCUCAAUAAUCACCAAGUCGAGGUGAAGAAUCUGCAAGAAAUUGCUAGCAACUUGCCAGAGAAGAACGAUCAUGUCGAGCAAAUAACCAAAGAGAUUGCUGAGCAAUUCGGCAAAUUGCAUAAGCGCGCGCAGAACUUCGUCGAGCGCUACGAGGCUAUUGUGAGCGAUCAUCAGCAGUACACCAAGGCCGUGAUGGAGGCACAAGAGUACAUCGAGGCCACGCACAACACCAUUGAUUACUGGGGCGAUUUGGAUUUGGAACAGGUGUCGUUGCAUACAAACUUGGACCGCUUGAAGAAUCUGAAGGACAGUUUGGCUGAUGAGUUCGCGCGUGUGGAUCAAGUGCGGGCCUUGGGUGAGAAGGUCAUACCAGGAACAGUCGAAAGUGGACAGACGAAUAUCAAGUCACAAAUCGACACUACCCAACAAGAGUGGGAAGGCCUUAUCGCCGCCAUCACGUCGACAAUUGAAGCUAUCGAGAAUAGGCUGCAACAAUGGGCCGAAUAUGAGCAGCUACGCGAUCAGUGCUUGGCUUGGAUACGCGAAUCGGACAACAAGCUGCACGCGAUUAACUUGAAGCCCACGCUAAAUGACAAGAAGGCACAAUUGGAGGCGCUGAAGAAUCUGCAAGGUGAGAUGCGCGCCAAGGAGCUGGAAAUUGACAGCGUUUCCGAGAAAGGCCAAACAUUGCUUAAAGGCGCGUCCAGCAUGCGCUCUUCGGGCCCAGAACUAACGACGAAAUAUCAGCAGAUCUUCCAUAAAGUGAAAGAACUCAACAACCGCUGGCAACAAUAUGUUACUUCGCAUCAAGAAUUCGACAACGCUGUCUCUGAGUGCGGCACCUGGAUCAAUGGCAUCAAAGACAAAUUGGACUACUGCGCCGAUAUGUCCUCCAUGAGUCAGAAGGAGUUGGAUAAGAAAUUAGCAACCAUACAGGACAUCAUACUGCUAAAGGAUGAGGGCUCUGCGAAAGUACUCAGCAUUGUUGAGUUGGCGCAGAACGUGCUGGCCAAUACAGCACCAACCGGCCACGAAGCGAUCAACAAGAAGUUGGCAGAUCUGCAAGAGCUGUGGUCGAAUAUUGCUUUGCGCAUUAUCGACGUGAAAGCCACACUCGAUGACUCGAUUACACAGUGGUCCGGUUUUCUGGAACAAGUACAAAACGUACGCAAAUUCAACGAAUGGCUGGAGAACGUGCUCAAAGAGCUUGCCGAACAUCAAACCACAAUGCCUGAGAAGCGCGCACAGCUCGAUCGCGUGAAGGCCACCGAAGAGAAGGUGCGCAUGGAGAAGAUUGAUGUGGAUGCUUUGAAAGUGCAGGCAAGAGAAAUGAUUGCUAGCGGCCAACAAAGUCAAGCCGCGUACCAGGCACAAAAGGUGCUCGACACUUUUGAUGAACUCUGUGCGCGCAUACAGAAGCUGCUCUCCGAUCGCCAUGAUCAGUACAGAGAUCAUAGGCUCUACAAGGAAGCCUAUGACGAUUUCGUAAGUUGGAUAAGUCGCGCGCGCCAGAAAUUCCCUUCGCUUAAGCAGAGCAGUCUCAGCGACAAGCUGGCUAUUGAAAAUGCUGUGCAGGCCACUGAAGCUAUGCUGAAUAAGCAGGCGCAGGGUGAAUUAUUAGUGGAACAUUUGGUGCACACUGGCGAGGUUGUGAUAACCAGCACGUCGCCGCAGGGUCAAGAGAUCAUACGCAACGAUAUACGGGCGCUGCGCGACAGCUUCGAGUCGCUCUUCCGUGAGAUCAACCAGCAGAAGGAGAGCUUGGAGGUGACUAUGACGCAGUGGCGUGCUUACAAAGACGAAUACGAGCGCCUAAUCGAAUGGCUGCAACAAAUUGAUAUAUUGGUCAAGAAUCACAAACUAAACUUGUCACCUAGCUAUCCGGAAAAGGAGAAACAGGUGGCGGAUAUGCAAGAUGUUAUGUCGAGCCUUGAGAAGGGCAAAGAUGAUAUCGAUAAAUUCAAUGCCUCCUCCGCGGGACUACUAAAAUCUCACUUGGAGUCUUAUGUGACGAACCAGCUGCGCCAUUUGAACUCAAUGUACCAGGUGCAAGUAAAUCUCGCUAAGGAUGUGCUGAAGAAGGUCGAAACUAAUCGUGACCAACAUCGUGAAUACAACGCCAAUCUGAAGGCUGCGCAAGAUUGGAUUAAUGUAGCGAAAGAAACCAUACGCGAGGCUAGUGACUCUUCCAGCGCUGGCUCGAAAGAGCUGCUGCAAAAGCGCUUGGAGAAGAUUCAACAGUUGAUCAGAAAUCGUGAAGUGGGACAGAACUUGGUACACACAGCAAUAAACAACGGCGAGAAGGUGGUAAGAAACACGCGCUCCGAUGGACGUGAUGCCAUCAACAAUGAAAUGAAGGAGCUGCAGAAUGACUGGGACAGGCUGGUGAAGAAAAUGUCCACUGCUAAGGUGCAGUUGGAGACCAACCUGCUACAAUGGGCUGACUACAGCUCAAGCUACUUCCAAUUGCAACAAUGGAUAAGCGAUCGCGAGUCCAAGUUGCAACAGGCAUGCGAGCAGAAGAUUGUAAAAUCGAAGCGCGGCCAACCUGGCUUAACGUCCGGCCUGAGCGAGCGUAAAGCUAAUUUGCGUCAGACCAACAAUAUUGUGCAAGAUAUAGUGUCCUUUGAACCGAUGAUACAAUCGGUUGCUUCGAAGGCGUCCGACCUACAACAGGGAGCGCCAGCCUCCGAGAUAUCGUACAAAUAUGAGACGCUCACAAAGCAGGCCAAGGACUUGUAUGAGAAGCAAAAGAAUACAAUCGACCAAUACCAAGCGCUCAUUGAUGCGGGCAACGAAUUCGCUGCUUGGUUGCGCAGUGCCAAAGAGCGCCUCAGCAAGUGUGCAGAGCCCACAGGCGAUAAGCAAGCGCUGGCCGAGAAGACACACCAGCUGAAGAUAUUGCAAAGUGAGGUGCCUGAGGGGCAAAAGCAGCUGGAAGCGGUGCUGACACAAGGCGAAAUCGCUUGCCACAAUGCUGAGCCCGAGGAUCGUGAGAUCAUUGAAGAGGAAGUGGCGCUGUUGCAAGAGGAGUUCGACGCCUACGUGGAGGCGUUGAAGAAGGCCAAGGACUAUUUGGAGGUUGGCAUUGUCAAGUGGUCAGAUUACCAAGAGCAAUAUAGCGAAGCGCUGGAAUGGCUCACGAAGACAGAAGCGUUGGUGCAGUCAUACAACAAAUUGCAGGAUAGUUUGGCGCGCAAAAAGGUGGUACUGGAAGAGUUCCAAGGUCACCUACAGACACUAUUCGAUUGGCAGAAAACACUGGAUCAUUUGAAUAUGAAAGCGCAAAUGCUGCUGGAGACCUGCUCCGACACGCGCGUCAGCAACGCCAUCAUGCAGUUGACAACCAAGUACAACACGCUGCUCACGCUGGCCAAGGAAGUUAUGCGUCGGCUGGAGUUGCACUACCAAGAGCACCAACAGCACCGCACCCUGUACGAGGAAUGCCAGUCGUGGAUUAAGAGGACACGCGAAAAGCUCGCCGAUUGCGCGCAGAUACCGGGCACUUUGAAUGAGGUGCAAAUCAAGCUGAGUACUGUUAAGAACUUGCGUCAAGGUUUUGAGUCUGGGCAAAAUAAGCUACGCUAUUUGCUGGAGCUCAAAGAGAAGGUGAUUAUGAAUACCGAACAGAGUGGCGCUACCAAGGUGCAAGAAGACACCGACGCUUUGAAGCAACACUUCGACCAAUUGCUGAUUGACAUGAACGAUGUGAGCCAGAAAUUGGCAAAUCGCCUAGCGCAAUUAGAAGAGGUUUACAAAUUGCAUAAGCUGCUCACCGAAUGGCUGGACGACAUCGAGCCCAGCGUCAAGACAAGCGAUGACUUCUUGAAUGAUUUAAGCGAAAAACGCGCCGCGCUGGAGAAAUUCCGCGCCAUACAACGCGACAUCAACGGCCAUAAUGACAUUGUCGAGAAGAUCAAUGCGCGCUUGAAUGAAGACAACAGUCUGGACCCGAACGAUUUCCGUGAAGGUCUCAACAAAUACGAAAACUUGCAGGAGACUGUUGGCAAGAUUAUCGAAUCACUCGAGAACCAGGUGAACAAUCACGACAAAUACAAGCAGGCAUUCAAUGAGACACAAGAUUGGCUACGCCGCACACGCAUCGAAAUUGAACAGUGUGCCGAUUGUCAUGGCGAGAAGGUGCAAGUUGAAGAUCGCCUCAAUAAGUUGGGUGAUAUUGGCGCUUCAAUGGUGGAAGGCAAAUCACUGCUCGAUGCCUGUAAAGAGCUGAGUCAAGCUGUUAUUGCGACCAGCGGUAGUGAGGGACAAGAUGCGGUGUCGCAGGAAAUUAAACAACUCGUCGCCGAAUGGGAAGCGCUGCAAGCGAUGUUGCGUGAUGCGCGCGCCAAUUUGGAGAAUUGCCUUUCACAGUGGAAUGCGUUCUUGCAGGAUUUCAAUAAAAUCAACAAAUGGAUUGAUGGUAUUAGCAAGCGCGUGGCUGCCGCCGCCGAAGCUGAGAAUAAUACAACCGACGACUUGGCAUAUGCCAAGAAUUUGUUGGAAGAAGUUUUGGCGGAAAAAGACAAUGUGGAGGACUUGAAUGACGCUUGUGAAUUGCUUAUGGAACAAAGCGCCUGCACGCGCGUUCGCGAUCAGACCGUCGAGACACAGGCCAACUACACCAAAUUGCUGACAUCAGCACAAGGUCUUGUUUCCAAGAUUGAAAAGAAUCUAUCUGAUCACACCGAAUUCUUGAACUACAAGAAGGAAAUGGACGCCUGGAUUGAGAAAGCCCAACAGAUAUUGGAUGGCUGCACUGCAGAUGGUGAUGUUAGCGAAAUAGCCCAACAAUUGGAGACUGUCAAUUCGCUUGCAUCUCGGCUUCCCGAAGGCCAACACCUCCUCGGCAUGGUACAAGAUGCCUACACGAAAGCUUCGAAUGUGACACCCGAAGGCAAGCAAGAGAUUUUGCGCGACCUAAUGACCAAAGUGCGUGAGGACUGGGAUGCUUUGGGUCUUGCUGUCAAGCAGAAGUUGACCGACCUUAAACAAGCACAAAAUCGCUGGUCAGACUUCGCCAACAAUCGCGAUAAGCUCGAGAAGUGGCUCACUGAUACAGAAAAGACACUCAAAACCGCACCCGAUACUAAGGGUGAAUUGAGCGAAAUGAAGACGCUGCUCGAACGCUACAAAACGCUGCAGAAUGAAAUUAAGCAGAAAGGUGGCGAAAUUGAAAAUUUGUUGGGCGAAGCUAAGCGUUUGGGCACUGAAGUGGACGCUGUGCAUCAAAAGCAGGCGCGCUGGGAGAAGGUGAAGAAUGAUUGCGCUGCCUACAUUAAGGGUCUCGAGAACGAAAUGGCCGCCUAUAAUGCCUAUCAUCAGAGCUUGCAGGAUAUUGAGAAAUGGCUGCUGCAAAUUUCCUUCCAAUUGAUGGCACACAAUUCGCUGUUCAUUUCGAAUCGUGAACAGACCGAGGAACAAAUCAAGCAACAUGAAGCUUUGUUGGAUGAAAUACAAAAAUAUCAAGCCAACUUGGAUGAUUUGAAUGCGAAGGGACAGGCGCAAAUUAAACGUUACGCCCCAACGACCCCAGCCAUACGCGAUACGGUCGAAGAACAGUUGAAGAAUAUUCAGGAAAGCUACAAUUCAUUGUUGCAAACUUCUGUUCAAAUCAAGAAUCGCUUGCACGAGUCGUUGGCCAAGUUCAAGGAGUAUGAGGAUACAUUGGACAGCAUAAUGCGCAACAUGGAGGCCUAUGAACCGGUUAUACAGAAUGAGCUUGAUGCGCCGGCAACCAGCUUGGAAAUUGCACAACAGCAAUUGAAGUGUGCACAGAUUUUAAAGAACAAUUGA